Molecule: messenger RNA, 1150 nt
Organism: Raphanus sativus (radish)
Lineage: Eukaryota; Viridiplantae; Streptophyta; Magnoliopsida; Brassicales; Brassicaceae
Product: SNF1-related protein kinase regulatory subunit beta-1
Exons: 4
Coding region: 100-933 (277 amino acids)
Molecular function (GO): protein binding
Source: RefSeq, a predicted model, not a curated record
GUCACCAAUGGCAAAUCACGUAAUUAAUAGUAAUAAAAAUAUUCGGGUCCAUUUACUCUUCCUCCUCCUCCCUCCACUUUUCUUCACGUCUCUCUCUCCAUGGGAAAUGCGAACGGCAAAGAAGAAGACGGCGAUGCCACGUCAUCUUCGGCGAUUACGAAGGCCGGCGAUCCUUACUCCCACACUCGUCAACGUCGUCCUUCCUCAGAAUCUAUGAGCAGUUCUCCUCCGGGAAGCCCAGCUCGAUCUCCUUCUCCUUUCUUAUUCGCUCCUCAGGUUCCAGUGUCUCCAUUGCAGAGGACAAACGCCCCUCCUUCGCCUAAUAAAAUCCAAUGGAACCAAUCUCAAAGAAUUUUUGAUAUUCCGGAAGAGCAAGGGAUCCCUAUUAUCAUUACAUGGAACCAGGGAGGUAAUGAUGUGGCAGUGGAAGGAUCUUGGGACAACUGGAGAUCAAGGAAGAAGCUGGAGAAAUCUGGAAAAGACCACUCAAUUCUCUUUGUCCUUCCAUCUGGCAUAUACCACUACAAGGUGAUCGUCGACGGUGAAUGCAAAUACAUCCCAGAUUUGCCCUUUGUAUCAGACGAAAUGGGCAAUGUCUUUAACAUUCUCGAUGUUCAUAACUUUGUGCCAGAAAACCCAGAAAGCAUAGCUGAGUUUGAGGCGCCUCCUUCACCUGAUCAUAGCUACGGACAAGCCCUCCCAACAGCAGAGGAUUUCACAAAAGAUCCACUGGCGGUGCCACCUCAGCUUCGUCUAACACUUGUGGACACUAGUGACGAAACAGGCAAAGCCACAAAGCCUCAGCAUGUGGUGCUUAACCAUGUGUUCAUAGAGCAAGGGUGGAGUCCUCAAUCCAUCGUAGCUUUGGGUUUAACUCACAGGUUCGAGUCUAAGUACAUAACUGUUGUCCUCUACAAACCACUCACACGGUGAACCUAAAACCCAAAUCCAACCAAUGCCACAUUGUCUUCCUUUUUUUCUUCUUAAAUCUGUCAAUUCUGUGAGAACUUUUGUACUUUGAUCAUAGUGAGUGCACAACAUUUCUGAGUCUAAAAACCUUUUUCGUGCCUUGUUGGUGCUGUAUGUAGUACAGAGCUUCUCAAUGUAACAAAGAAAAACCUUAUCUGCUAGCAAUCAGACACUUUAUGCA